AUGGCUGAUCGCCAAGAAGAGCUCAGAAUCCGGAUGGACACAGUUGCUCAGGUUGUUGCGGACCCCCCGCAAAGAAAUCCUGCUGAUGCCCGUGUCAAUGGUAAACCCGUGAACGGAGGACCUGGUGUAAUUCCUCCUGCUACCAAUCAAGGUAAUCCUCGUGGGCCUCCACAGCCUACUCCUGAAGGACAAACUACACAACAAAUCAGAAGGGCUGCUGCUAUCCCUAUGUUGGAAGAAGACCGACAUGAGGAUUUGUUUCCUGAAAGUGAGUGGGGAUUUCCACAUGAUGCUGGAAGAAUGUUUAGAGGUCUGGAGGAAAGGAUGAGGGCAAUGGAAGGCCAAGGCCUGGGUAUGGAUAUCAAUGACUUGGGUUUAGUUCCUGGCGUCCGUGUGCCACCAAAGUUCAAAGUACCUGAUUUUGAGAAAUACAAGGGGAAUACUUGUCCUAAGACACAUGUCCGAGCUUACUAUCGCAAGAUGCAUGUGUAUUAUGAAGACGAAGGACUGUUGAUGCACUUCUUCCAAGAUAGUCUGACUGGGGCAUCCUUGGAGUGGUACAUGAGGUUGGAAAGAGCUAGUAUCCGAAGUUGGAGAGACCUUGUUGAUGCCUUCAUAAAGCAGUAUCAGUAUAAUGUUGACAUGGCACCGAAUCGCACUCAGUUACAGAAUCUAGCCCAGAAAGCUAAUGAGUCCUUCAAAGAAUAUGCGCAGAAAUGGCGCGAGUUGGCAGCUAGAGUCCAGCCACCUAUGUUGGAAAGAGAGAUGAUGGACCUGUUCACCAACACUCUAGAGGGCCAAUACUACUCUGCCUGCUCUGCAUCCUCAAGUUUUGCCGAGUUAGUUAUGAUUGGUGAGCGAAUUGAAAGUGGAAUUAAGGCUGGUAGAAUACAGAAUCCGAGUGCCGCUAGUUCCUCCUCCGGGGCAGGAGGGAAGAAACCAUAUAACGGAUUUGCUAAAAAGAGAGAGGGUGAAACGAGUGCUGCCUACUAUGGUAAAGGCAAGAGUCAUGCUUAUCAUCAGGUAGUUGCUGUGACCAUACCGAGUACUCCUCUUCAACAACAACCACAACAACAGCAGCGGUAUCCCCCGCGUCAGUAUCAGCAAAAGCCGAGAGCACCAAGAAUUUUUGAUCCUAUACCUAUGACAUAUGCACAAUUACUCGCUCAUCUUUUACAUGGUGACUUGGUGCAACUUCGUACCAUGGGCCCCCCACCUGCUAAGCUUCCUCCUAACUAUGAUGCUAAUGCCCACUGUGAGUUUCAUUCUGGGGCUGCUGGCCAUGAUAUUGAACAUUGCAUAGGAUUCAUGCAUAAAGUACAGGAUAUGCUUGAUUCAAAGGCUAUUGAGUUCACCCCUACUCAAGGACCUAACGUUGUACAGAACCCUAUGCCCUCCCAUGGAACUCAUGCUGCAAAUGCCAUCGAGAUUGUUGAAGACACUCACUUGGUCAAGGAUGUGAUCGAAUUGGGAUCUUUGUUGCCAUUAUUGAAGAAGGAAUUGUUGAGGAUGAGUCUAUACGCUGGUUGUGGAGAAUUCUGUACUGAUUGUAUGGUCACUUCCUCAGUUUGUGACAAGGUGAAAGGUGGGAUCCAACAGUUGAUAGAUAGUGGGUAUCUACAGUUUGAGCAUGUGCGACAUCCAAAGUCAGUCAAGAAUGAAAUCAAUGUGCUAUCCAUCCCGUAUACUCCUGCUAAGAUCCCGGUUCCUGCCAGAGCGCCGCCUUUGGUCAUCACGUUGCCUGGUCCCAUCCCAUAUACUAGUGAAAAAGCAAUCCCAUGGAAUUAUGGCGGUGAAGUUUUCUACCAAGGGGCCGAGUAUGAGAUUAAAAUGCCGGUUUAG
This is a messenger RNA of Vicia villosa (hairy vetch), 1842 nucleotides long. RefSeq lists its product as uncharacterized. The transcript has a single exon. The record is from RefSeq and is a predicted model, not a curated record. The coding region runs from base 1 to 1842 and encodes 613 amino acids. Lineage: Eukaryota; Viridiplantae; Streptophyta; Magnoliopsida; Fabales; Fabaceae.